Penicillium cataractarum is the source of this 363-nucleotide messenger RNA. RefSeq lists its product as uncharacterized. The transcript has 2 exons. Bases 1 to 363 code for a protein of 120 amino acids. The record is from RefSeq and is a predicted model, not a curated record. Lineage: Eukaryota; Fungi; Ascomycota; Eurotiomycetes; Eurotiales; Aspergillaceae.
AUGGGAAAAUUCAUCCACGUCACUGGCAAUCCUGCCACGGGAUGUUUCCUAGAGUUCAAGCGCAACUACGAUAUCAAAGACACCGAUGGCGAGUACCAGAUUCUCCCUGUUGCAGAGGUUGAUGAACGUUUCGUUGCUACCACGGUGGCUGGUGCCCAGAAAACUCGCGAUACUAUUGCGCGUGAUCGCCUGGAGUCGGUCGCGACCAUUAUUAAGCCCCCUCCUCGCAGUCCGAACCCCUUCGACCCUUCAAAUGAAAGAUGCCAGUCCUGGAUUCACCGUUAUGUUCAACAGCUUGUUGAAGAGGGUUUAGUUGAUGGUAGCGCCCUCUCCGUGAUCCAGACUGCUCCAAGGGUGCUGUGA